CACCCCCAUGAACCAAUCUCACUGAUUCUCAAGCUGUGGGACACAGAGGGGGGGAGAGAGAGAGAGAGAGAGAGAGAGAAGCGAGGGAGAUGGAGACAGAAAGUGAGACGAAACAAUCCAAAUUCAAGAGGAUUUGUGUUUUCUGUGGCAGCAGCCCUGGCAAGAAAAGCAGCUACAGGGAUGCUGCAAUUGAGCUCGGAAGAGAGUUGGUGUCAAGGAAUAUUGAUCUGGUGUAUGGGGGAGGCAGCAUUGGUUUAAUGGGGCUGAUCUCCCAAGCUGUUUAUAAUGGUGGCCGGCAUGUGAUAGGGGUUAUACCCAAGACACUGAUGCCCAGAGAGAUCACUGGAGAAACAGUGGGAGAAGUGAAGGCUGUUGCAGACAUGCAUCAAAGAAAAGCCGAGAUGGCCAGGCAUUCUGAUGCCUUCAUUGCCUUACCCGGUGGCUAUGGGACACUUGAGGAGCUUCUGGAGGUUAUCACCUGGGCUCAACUCGGAAUCCAUGACAAACCAGUGGGAUUGUUGAAUGUGGAUGGGUACUACAAUUCCUUGUUAUCAUUCGUUGACAAAGCUGUGGAGGAAGGCUUCAUUAGCCCCAAUGCACGGCACAUAAUUGUCUCUGCCCCAAAUGCAAUAGAGCUUGUCAAAAAGAUGGAGGAAUAUUUCCCACGCCAUGAAAGAGUUGCUCCUAAGCGAAGCUGGGAAAAUGAGCAGCUUAAUAAUGACUCCACCGCAUAUGAGAUCCUGAGGUGAUUCGUUCAUUAAUGGAUGGAAACAUGUGGUAGAAAGAGUUGUCAGUUUAGCGUUCAAGGGACUUAUAAUAUUAUCCUAGAUUAUGACCGGGACAAUGUCCUUCUAGUGGGACUGCUCUUCAUCACUUUCCGUGUUAUUGUAAACUACACAAUUAACUGCAAUCUAGCUGUGGAGCCUGACUAUUCCUCUCAA
Molecule: messenger RNA, 941 nt
Organism: Prosopis cineraria
Lineage: Eukaryota; Viridiplantae; Streptophyta; Magnoliopsida; Fabales; Fabaceae
Product: cytokinin riboside 5'-monophosphate phosphoribohydrolase LOG1-like
Exons: 7
Coding region: 90-749 (219 amino acids)
Biological process (GO): cytokinin biosynthetic process
Cellular component (GO): cytosol; nucleus
Molecular function (GO): hydrolase activity, hydrolyzing N-glycosyl compounds
Source: RefSeq, a predicted model, not a curated record